AUGGCCCCACACGCGGGUACCUGUGCUGCUCAACCGGGCAUGUCAUCUGGGCUUGGUACGCACUGUUCCAGCCCGCGGAAACUCAGAGACAAGCGAAAAACUCAGGUACUUGUUGAAGUGCCAGGUCAGAAGGCUAAACAGCGCCAGUUGCUCACAAAGAUGGCCAGUUUACUUGCAGGUUCAGUGAAGCCUAAAGAAACUUCACCUGUCCUGGCAGAGAUGGAAGCGGACACAGCAGUCCUCGAGGAAAAUGCUAAUGAGGCUUGGGAAGACAUCCUUGAGCCUCACGACAAUUGUUCUCCCCAACCUGCCUCACAAUCCACAGCGAGUCGUCGUACCCAGCCUGAUCUCACAUCUACUCGCUUGUAUGACAGCUGGAAAACACUUAUUCCUACCCUGGUCGAGACCCAACUAGACUACACUGCAAGGACGCUAGGAGCGCCUCUCGAAUGA
Molecule: messenger RNA, 453 nt
Organism: Suillus plorans
Lineage: Eukaryota; Fungi; Basidiomycota; Agaricomycetes; Boletales; Suillaceae
Exons: 1
Coding region: 1-453 (150 amino acids)
Source: RefSeq, a predicted model, not a curated record